This is a messenger RNA of Parus major (Great Tit), 6419 nucleotides long. Its product is annotated as phosphatidylinositol-binding clathrin assembly protein-like. The transcript has 19 exons. Bases 234 to 2054 code for a protein of 606 amino acids. The record is from RefSeq and is a predicted model, not a curated record. Gene Ontology annotation, biological process: clathrin-dependent endocytosis; clathrin coat assembly; synaptic vesicle budding from presynaptic endocytic zone membrane. Gene Ontology annotation, molecular function: 1-phosphatidylinositol binding; SNARE binding; phosphatidylinositol-4,5-bisphosphate binding. Gene Ontology annotation, cellular component: extrinsic component of presynaptic endocytic zone membrane; synaptic vesicle; clathrin-coated pit. NCBI's taxonomy places the organism in Eukaryota, Metazoa, Chordata, Aves, Passeriformes, Paridae.
AAAGCUGGGGCGCACCGGCGGGCGGAGGCGGUAGCGCUGAGAGGGGCUGGGAGCUGAGCGAUCACCGCUGCCGCUCCGCGGAGCAGUGGGAAGAGUCCCCGCAGCGGCGGCCGAGAGGAGCCGCUGAGGCAGAGCCCGGCGAGCGCUCCCGCCGGAGGGAGCCGCCGGCGCCCUUCCUCCGGGAGGCUGCGCUCGCCCCCGGCCGCGGAGGAGCCGCCGCCAGGGCCGCGGCGAUGAUGUCGGGGCAGUCGAUCACCGACCGCAUCACGGCGGCACAGCACAGUGUGACCGGAUCGGCCGUCGCCAAGGCUGUGUGCAAGGCGACGACCCACGAGGUGAUGGGCCCCAAGAAGAAGCACCUGGACUAUCUAAUACAGUGCACAAAUGAAAUGAAUGUGAAUAUUCCACAGUUGGCAGAUACACUCUUUGAGAGAACUGCAAACAGUAGCUGGGUUGUAGUGUUCAAAGCUCUAAUUACAACACACCACCUCAUGAUGUAUGGAAAUGAGCGCUUUAUCCAAUAUCUUGCAUCCCGGAACACUUUGUUCAACUUAAAUAACUACCUGGACAAAAGUGCCAUGCAGGGCUAUGAUAUGUCUACCUUCAUUAGGCGAUACAGCAGAUACUUGAAUGAAAAAGCACUUUCAUAUAGACUUGUAGCAGUUGACUUCACCAAAAUGAAAAGAGGGAUAGAUGGAGUGAUGAGAACUAUGAAUCCUGAAAAGCUUCUGAAAACCCUUCCAAUCAUACAGAACCAGCUUGAUGCACUCCUUGAUUUUGAUGCAAAUCCAAAUGAACUAACAAAUGGUGUAAUAAAUGCUGCCUUUAUGCUCCUCUUUAAAGAUUCCAUUAGACUUUUUGCAGCAUACAAUGAGGGGAUUAUUAACCUUUUAGAAAGAUAUUUUGAUAUGAAGAAGAACCAGUGCAAAGAAGGCUUGGAUAUUUACAAAAAAUUUCUAGCCAGAAUGACCAAAUUGUCAGAGUUCCUCAAAGUAGCAGAGCAAGUUGGAAUUGAUCAGGGUGACAUUCCAGAUCUUACUCAGGCACCCAGCAGCUUGCUUGAGGCACUGGAACAGCAUUUGGCUUCUGUGGAGGGAAAGAAAACAAAGGAAGUCUCUGCUGCCAGCAGAGCCAGUGCCCUAUCUAGUGCUGUUUCCACACUUGCCAAUACAGGAAUGUCAUUCAGCCGCAUGGAUGAGAAAGAAAAGCAGCAGGCAUUGGAGGAAGAACAAGUUAGACUGCAGGCACUGAAGGAGCAGCGAUUAAGAGAAAUCUCUGUAGUAUCAAAUUCCACUUGCACAUCAGCAUCCCCAAGCACUUUAUCAGGAAAAAGUGUGAAUGCCACUGUAGCUGUUGACCUCUUUGCUGCACCAGCACCCACAACAAAUAGCAUGCCCAACCUUUCUAGUGAUCUUUUUGAUAUUCAGCCUGCAUUUGUUCCAACUGUGCAAAGUACUCCAGCUAUAUCAACAUCAGCAAGCAGUGCUUGGGGAGUUUUUCCUCUUCAUUCAGCUUCUCCAAGUACCACCUCUUCAGCAAUUAAUGUGGACUUCGAUGCUGUUUUCGGAGGAAAAUCUGCAGCACCAGAGUACAGGACUGCAAGUGAUGAUGUAAUGCAACCUACAGUACCACCACAAAGUCAAAGAGCUGCUGUAGCCAGCCAGCAAAGUGGAAAAAUUUUGGCAAAUGACCUUGAUUCUUCACUUGCUAAUCUAGUGGGAAAUCUUAGCUUUGGAGGAACUCCAUCCAAAAAAUCAGAUAUGCAGUGGUCUCAGCCUACAGAGAAAAAACUCACUGGUGGAACAAACUGGCAAGCAAAAACAAGCACAUCAACCACAUGGAACUCAACUCCCUUACCCACUAUUCCACACAUGGUACCUGCUCCUAUCACAUACCCAUUGACCACACCUCAAGUGCCUGUAUAUGGGAUGGUACCUCCUCAGGUUGGAGCUGCUCCUUUGAUGGCACCCCCUUCAAUGAUGUACACACAGCCUGGUCUAAGGCCAACAAAUCCUUUUGCACCUGUUUCUGAAACUCAGAUACAGUUUAUGUAGAGUCACCAAAGCAACAAGAUGCGAGAACAACCAAAUACUGGUAAAAAAAUUAAAAGACUGAAUUUCAAUCUUUCCAUGAUGUAUUCCUGAACAGGGCAACUGUUUAUUCCCUGUACAAUACUAUAUUGUUUUGAACUGCAAUGCUCUAGAGAUUCUUGUUUAUAACAGUCACUGCAGUGUGAAGACAUGUUUGUUUCCUGAUUUACGUUUUUUUUUUAAACUACUCAGUAGAAAACUAUUUUUAUUGAGGUUGACAUAGAAGGUGCAAGCUGGAUUAUCAUGUUCAAAAUCACAUAGAAGGUUAGCUGAUUGCUCUACAACCUUAAUCAUCAGUGGAUUACCUUAGGAAUUGGUUGAGAAUGUUAAAGCUAUUUAUUUUAUUCGUAAAUUCUGUGGCUGUUGUAACCAAGACACAAUGUGAAAUCAAGUUGAGCAAUUAAACUUAUGUGCUCUGAUAAAUACUCUGAUAGAGCAACGCUUGCAUUAUCAUAAUGCCAUCAUUGUGUGGAAUCAGACAGCUUUUUCACACUUAUAGUAAUUUGCAAACUAUAAUGUAAGUUUGAAAUGCUGUGAAUCAACAAGACAUAUAUUGCAUACACAGAUACAGUUAAAAAUAAUAAAUUGCUCCAUUGGUAUGUCAGUAUUACAGGGCUAAGUAAAAAGAGUUAGCAACUGCAAGGCUGCAAGUCUGUGAUGGAGUAGGGGAAAUGAGUGUGUUCCAGAACAGCUCGCACAGCCUUCAACAGGUGCCAGGAGCUGCACUUCCACGGGUACCUUCUCUGCAGGUGACAUCUCCCACCAUGGGCUCAGGGAAGAGCAGCCUUGGGAGCCAGUGUUUGUCAGUGCCCCAACUACAGCACAUGGGAGCAGUCAGAGAGUCUUGUUGAUUACUGCAGUAGAGGGAAGAGAGCCAAUUCUUCUUUCUAAAGUCCAUUAGGUCAAAAGACUCAAACCUUGCAGUCAUGCUGAUACUUGUGAACUGGCAAUGAUUUUGAAAUUAUCCAGCUGUAGAAAAUAGCUUGUGCUUCUUUUUUGAAAUAAGAACCUAGCUGUAAACCAUAUAAAAAUAAUUAUUUUUAAAUGUGUAAAUAAGUGUAAACUUUUAGAUAGUUGUUUCUUUGAUGCUGCAGUAAUCUUUUCCUUCUGUAGUGAUUUCAAGGUAAAAAUGCUACAUUAAGAAAUCUGGACUCUUUUUGAGAGGAAAAUCUUUAAAAUCAACUAAUUUAUGAGGUAUUGUUCACAAUGGGUCAGAUGUGUACAGACUUCUGGAACAUAUUUUGUACUUAAGAAUCUUCCUCCAGAACUGAAAUGGGCUAUGAAAAUGCCUUAUCUUAUAUUUUUCACUGUCUGAUAAAAAUUAUUGCAUUAAAAAAACCCAGUAGUUACAAUUAAGUAGAUAGAAGCAGGAACAACCUUUCCUCCGGAAGUUUUGUGGCAAAAUGCAAUGAAAAGCUCUCCUGUAAAAUUACUUCUAAUAAUGAUUAACAUUAAAGCUGAAUUUUCUAUUGUUACAAUAGACCUCCAGCAUAGUAUGUCCUUUAUCCUUCGGAGAGUCUGUAAUUGUAGAAACCACUCCAAUCACGAAUUGUAUCUCUCACUCUCACUAUAAAUGCAGAUAGGCCUGAGAACCUUGUCAAACUCUCCUGUAGAGAACUUCUAAAUUAAGCACAUUCCUCAGAGUGAGAACAACCCUUCUAUUUUUCUAAAUGCUUAAUUCUGUCCAAAGAGUGCAAAAAUAGUAUUUCUUAACCCUAUGGUAAAUAUUUUGCCCAAUGAAUCAAUACAAAAGAAACAAAAUAAAACUCUUCCCCCCAACCCUUGGAAUUUUUAACUGCUGAUUUCCUGGAAAAUGCAACCUUGCAGAAAUUUAAAACUCAGUGUUCCUUGAUGUAUAUUGAUUUUGAAAGAAUUUGGACUAGUAUAUGGUAGUUUAAUGUUCAAGUUUGAAUUACAAAGGGCUUCAAGCUUUAAUCCACCUUUAUUGGAUUGAACAAUUAUACAAUUUUAAGCCAAUGAGUUCUUCAGUGCCUAUAGUUGCCCUCCACAUGAUGAGGGAAUAGAUGCCAUUUAGAAUAGGUAGUUGUGUUGAGGGAACUGUUUCUUUAAGAAGUAGUGAAUUCCAUAGAUUCAUUCAGCAAUCAAAAGUCUUGUGUUCAAAUUAGAUCAGUCCAUGUAUUUAUAAAUGUCUGGACAUAAAUGGCAGAAGUGAGAGUGUUACAAGCAGGCAGUUCCUAGCACUGCAAGCUGUAAGGUCUCUUUCUUACACUGAGUUGUAUAAGUAAUAGCACAUUAUUUUAAUAAAAUAUGCAAAUAAACGCCUGGCAAGCAGUAUAUCUUUGUUAUAACUUUAUUUCAGAGCAUUUUAAAUAUCUGGAAUAUACUUGGCUCAGAAAUGGAUUUUAGUACUGGCUAAUAGCUUGUACUAUUUCUUAUUUGCUCUGGAUCUUUUAAUGAUUCUUUUGGUCUGCUUUCUUGUAGCAAAGCUGUCUGAUACCAAUUUAUUAGUAUUAAAAAAGGAGAAACAGCCACAAAGUGUGUUUUAAAAACUUAAUCUACCUUCUUUUGAUGCUUUGAAACACAGCUUUCAAGUUGAUCCUUGUGAAGCAAAGAUUGCUGUGAUCUUUCUCUCUGCACACGAGCGUGCAGACCUGGGUUUUGCCCGCCUCUUCCUUGUGUGUAUAUUGGAACAUAUAAAAUGGCAGGGUAUGUGUUUAAAUAACAUAUAUGAGAAGUGAAAAACAAGGACUUAGGAUGCUGCCAAGGCUUUUAUGGUUAUUCUCAAAAAAAAUUGCCCCACUUUGAAUACCAAGGUUGUUUUUGAGGGUGACUGUACCAGCCUGCAGAAGCUGUGAACAGUAGCUGUGAUGAGUGAAGAGAGCUGUAUAUAAAUGUGACUUUCCUUCCAACUUGGAUCAGAAUCAUAUUCUGAAUACUUCAGGAAGCUGAUAACUAAGAUGUCUCUCCAUGUUUGUCUGAAUGAGGAGGAAGACUUUGAUGUGUGCUGUACACUUCGCAUUAUUGUACUUUAGUGGGUCACUUGAGCCUCACUGUUUGGACUUGGUGCUGCUACAGGCAGUCUAUCAUGGAGCAUGCCAUAGGAUGACUUCUGAGGGACUUUGGAAAGGUGGAUUUUGUGAGGCCUCUUGGACUUGAACGUGCACCUCUAAAUAACUGGGGUUUUCUUAUGUUCUCUAGAUAAUAGUUUGACUUUGCCUCCAAGAAGUUACUGGGUUUUUUUUUAAAUAAAUGUUGGAAAUAUGUACUAGAAAAAAGCUCUGAUCUGUGCAUAUAGUGGUGGAAUAUUUGUAGGUAAAAUAACAAAUGGACUUUGUGUAAGAAAAAACAAAACCAACAGCAAAAACCACACACACACAAAAGUAACAACAACAAAACUUCUGACAAGAUUGAAUACAGGGUGUAUCUAUCCCCAGCUGGAUCUUUUGAUGUGUGACAGGGACAGGGGGGUUACAAUUAGAAUAAUAGGCACUGUGGAUCGGUGCUUGAUUUGUACAUAAAAAGGAAAACUUAGUUUGGGGUAGUUUGUAUUGUAAGGAUAACAUCUAAAGGCACUGUAUCACUCGUUUAUUUCCAUUGAAAAGAUUAUAUUUUUGAGCAAUGGAAACUGUACAUUUUAUCAUUUAUACAUUACUGAUAGCUAGGAAUAUAGAAAACCUGUUGCUAUGACUGAAGAUGUUAUAGAUCUGUACAUUGCUGCAUCACUACUUUAUUCAGAUUCUCAUAAUCAUUUAUUUAAAGAGAUUGUAGUAACUGAUUAAAGGUUACUACAUUUAUAUUACGUAAAUUCCUGUUACAACAGGAAUUGUAACAUCAAAUCUUUCAGUAUAUAUCAGAUGUGUAUCCUUGUGAUUAAACUUAAUCCUUGACCAAAUGUUUGGCUGGAAUUUCAUCUUGGAACAAUGACAAAAUAGGUGCUGGAACAGAUUUCCCUCACCCCAACCUCAACAUUAUUUAUUUAAUAGGUCUUGUAUGUUAUGUUUUCCCCCAUGACAGGUUUGUGCCUUUUAUUGGAUAUUUAUUUAAAAGGAGCUAUGAUAAUUUAGGUUGCUUUUUUCAGAUGUAUUCUUGUACAGCUGUUCCUUUAUGUGAGUUCCCUCAUUUUAAAAGAAUACAGAAUGUGUGAAAAAUAUACUAGCCACAAACUGGAAAAAAAAAUCUAAGGAUUUAUGUUCUAUGAAUAAUUUUUUUAAAUAUAAGCCUAAGCACAAGACUGGCUGCGUUGAUAUUUUAAUUGUGGAACUUCACAAUUUGUUAAUAUGCAGAUUGUUCAUUUUUUAAAAAAACCUGCAUUUAUCCACAUAUUUGAUGAAACAAGUUUUGGAAAAAAAUAAACUUUGGCAUAUGCAA